GCAUUCGGAAAUCGGAAUAGCGAGCAAGGGGAAGCAAGCGGAUGGGCAGAAAGACCAAAUAGGAAAAGACUUCGGAAGGCGAGAGGAGAAAGAGCGAAAAUAAACAGCACCGGGAGAGACAGCGGACAUUGCUUCUCUUCCCAGCAAAACUGAAACCAACUGCUACACAAAGAACAUUCCCGAAUCUCCAUCUUGUUUAGGCACUGGGCUGCUCAUGAAGGAUUCAAGAGGCUGAUCCUGCAGUCCUAUCAAGGAUGGAAGGGGAAACCUCUGAGUGUUUUCUCCCAGGGACCUCCGAGAUAUCUGCAGGUGGAGGAGAUGACAGACAGAACUCAGCAGGACCACCUGCAAUUUCACCAGUAAUAACAACAAAAGCGUUGGAAUGUGCAAGGAGCUUCAUGGAUCCUGGAGAGCUUGGAAAUCAACUACAAAUGCUUAGAACACACCAUCAAUCUCACAUUGGAGAAAAACCAUUCAAAUGUAUGGAGUGUGGAAAGAGCUACUGUAAACGUAAAAGCCUUAAGACACACCAGCAUAUUCACACAGGGAAAAAACCUUUUAAAUGUAUGGAGUGUGGAAAGAGCUACUGUGAACGUAAAAGCCUAAAGACACACCAGCGAAUUCACACAGGGGAAAAACCUUUUAAAUGUAUGGAGUGUGGAAAGAGCUUCGCUGAUAGGGGAUACCUCAGAAGACAUGUAGUAGCUCACAGAGGGGAGAAACCCUUUAAAUGCAUGGAAUGUGGAAAGAGAUUUAGUGUUUAUAGUCGACUUAAAAGACAUCUAUCUACUCACUCAAAGGAAAAACCAUUUGAAUGUACGGAGUGUGGAAAGAGCUUCGCUGAUAGGGGAUACCUCAGAAGACAUAUGGUAAAUCACAAAGUGGGGAGACAAUAUAAAUGUAUGGAGUGUGGAAAGAGCUACAUCCAUAAUGUAUCCCUUAAGGUACAUCAACAAACACACACAGGAGAAAGACCAUUUGAAUGCAUGGAGUGUGGAAAGAGCUUUAGUUUAAAAAAUGGCCUUAAAAGACACCUAUCUACUCACUCAAUGGAAAAACCAUUUGAAUGUAUGGAGUGUGGAAAGAGCUUCACUAAUAGGGCUGCCCUCAGAAAACAUAUGGUAAUUCACACAGAGAGGAAACAAUAUAAAUGUAUGGAGUGUGGAAAGAGCUUCCUUCAGAAUGUAUCCCUCAGGACACAUCAAUACACACACACAGGAGAAAGACCAUAUAAAUGUUUGGUUUGUGGAAAGAGCUUUUCCUUAAAUUCCACCCUUACAACCCAUCAACGAAUCCACACAGGAGAAAGACCAUAUAAAUGUAUGGAGUGUGGAAAGAGCUUCCGUAAAAUAGCUCAUAUGAGAAGACAUCAACAAAUUCACACGGGAGAAAAACCAUAUAAAUGUAUGGAAUGUGGAAGGAGUUUCAGGCGCGGCUCAGAACUUACUUCGCAUCAUCAAAAACACACGGGAGAAAAACCAUACGAAUGUAUGGAAUGUGGAAGGAGUUUCAGUAGCGGCCCACAACUUACUUCGCAUCAUCGAACACACACGGGAGAAAAACCAUAUAAAUGUAUGGAGUGUGGAAUGAGUUUCCGUUACGGUUCUCAACUUACUUCGCAUCAUCAAACACAUACAGGAGGAAACCCAUAUGAGGAACCAUUUAAAUGUAUGGAGUGUGGAAAGAGCUUUUCUUUUACUCAUGCCCUUAAAAGACAUCAACAAAUUCACACAAGAGAAAAACCAUAUCAAUGUAUACAGUGUGGAAAGACCUUCCGUCGUAGAGAUAAUCUUCGAAUACAUCAACAGAUUCAUACAAAGUAAAGACCAUUCCAAUGUAUUGAGUGUGGAAAGAGUUAUAGUUACAAUGAAACCCUUAGAAUACAUCAACAAACUCACACAAUGGAAAAACCAAUAUAUAGUACGGUGUGGAAAGUCUCUCUCUCUCUCUCUCUCUCUCUCUCUCUCUCUCUCUCUCUCUCUGUGUGUGUGUGUGUGUGUGUGUGUGUGUGUGUGGUUUUUCAAAAUAAAAAUUUAAAAUCAGAUAUCCAACAUACAACAUAAAGUCAAGAUUCAAAGGAAUUUCCUGGGCUUCCCUCCUCCCCUUUGUUGUAAAUAAUUUCCUCCUGUGUCUUUUAUAAUAAUCUAAAUCUUUUACAUCUCUAUUAUGUCCAAAGUGCACCAUUAAACUACAAGUUUAUUCCAAUCCUAGUAACGAUUUUAGCUUUUUACAAUGGUUUUUAAUAUAGCUUGUAAAUUUCCCCCAUUCCUUAUUAAAGUUUAGUCUUCCUGAUUUCUAAUUCUUCUGGUCAUUUUUGCUACUUCAGCAUAAUCCAUCAAUUUAAUCUGCCAUUCUUCUCUGGUCGGGACUUCAUUUUCUUUCCAUCUCUGGGCCAAUAACAUUCAUGCAACUGUGGUAGCAUACAUAGGUGCUUUUUUUUUCUUUGAAAUUUCGGCACCUAGGAUUCCUAAAAGAAAGGCUUCAGGGUUUUUAGAAAAAGUUAUUUAAAACAUUUUUUGAUUCACUAUAUAUCAUUUCCCAAAAUUCUUUUACUACCUUACAUGUCCACCACAUAUGAUAAAAGGUGCCUUCUUUUCCUUACAUUUCCAACAUACAUUGGACCCUUUUUUAUAUAUUGUUCCUGAUUUACUGGGAGUUAAAUACCAAUGAUACAUCAUUUUCAUAAAGUUUUCUUUCAACGUAUAACAUGCUUAUUAAGUCCCCCCCCCAAUACUUCAUACACUGAUUUUCUUACAGCAUGAUUUAAGAAAGCUCUAUGUACUUUAACCUUCUCAUACCACAAAUAUGCAUGCGAACCAAACCGUAUCUAUUGUCAUGACCAGGCACCCCCAAACUUCGGCCCUCCAGAUGUUUUGGACUACAAUUCCCAUCAUCCCUGACCACUGGUCCUGUU
Messenger RNA from Zootoca vivipara (common lizard), 2914 nucleotides. RefSeq lists its product as uncharacterized. The record is from RefSeq and is a predicted model, not a curated record. Gene Ontology annotation, molecular function: DNA-binding transcription factor activity; RNA polymerase II cis-regulatory region sequence-specific DNA binding. NCBI's taxonomy places the organism in Eukaryota, Metazoa, Chordata, Lepidosauria, Squamata, Lacertidae. Gene Ontology annotation, biological process: regulation of transcription by RNA polymerase II.